AGACUGUUGCUGCCCUCGUCAUGGUGCUAUGGAAUUCCAAUAACCAGAAUAUAUUUUUCCAAGAUCUGCUUUAUUGCAGCAAUAAAACUUGCUUUCUUCUUGAAUAAAAAGCCUAUUCCCAAGAUUAGUAUUGAAUCUCAGACCCAUAAUCGGUGGCUGAAAUGGGGUGCAAUUCAGCAGAAGGGGAAGGAAGCCAGCAUGUCAUAAAGAUCUGGGAAGUGAACAAGGAUCGCCUCAAGUGGAUGCACCAGAAAAUAUCCAACCCACCAACAUUACUCACCAAAUCAGCUGCCAAGAGCUCUUGUUGCAUCUUUAGGGUACCCCAGAGUUUCAUAGAGAUUAAUGGUAAGUCCUACCAACCUCAUAUAGUCUCAAUAGGCCCUUACCACCAUGGGAAGCCUCCCUUCAGAAUGAUUGAGGAGCACAAGUGGAGAUACUUGGGCUCUUUGCUUUCUAGGAUUGAAAUUAAAGGCCUACACUUAGAGGACCUUUUAAAGGCAGUAGAGGCACUAGAAAUGGCAGCUAGAGAGUGCUACUCUGAAACUAUCCAGUUUGACACGGAUGAAUUUGUGGAAAUGAUGGUUGUUGAUGGUUGUUUCAUUGUCGAAUUGUUUCGAAAAGUUGGAGAUGUGGUGCAAGUUGAACCUGAUGAUCCUAUCUUCACAAUGCAAUGGAUCACAACUUUUUUCUACAGGGAUUUUCUUAGACUUGAGAAUCAAAUCCCAUUCUUUAUUCUUGAAUGUUUAUUUGACUUGUCGAGAAUGCCUGGAGAGGAAUCAGGCCCUUCCUUGUCCACCCUUGCUUUAAAUUUCUUCAACCAUGCUCUUCAAAGGCCAGAGGGUGCCAUUGCCAGGCAUGGAAAUCUAAAUGGUAGGCAUCUUCUUGAUUUAGUUCGAUCAAGUUAUAUAGAUUUCGGCCAAACCCAACCACCAAAAUGUGAUCACACACCAAGCCAUAUAAUUCAUUGUGUAUCCAAGCUUCGCCACUCCGGAAUUAAGCUGACUCAAGGGAAGGAAGAUAGUUUCUUGGUGGUGAAGUUCAGGCGUGGAAUUAUAGAAAUGCCCACAAUAACCAUUGAUGACGCGAUGAGUUCUUUCUUGCUUAAUUGCGUAGCUUAUGAGCAAUGCCACAAUGGGAGCUCCAAGCACUUCACAACUUAUGCAACAUUAUUAGACUGCCUAGUGAACACUUACAAAGAUGUUGAGUAUUUAUGUGAUAAUAAUAUCAUUGAGAAUUACUUUGGAACCGAUGCAGAAGUUGCAAGAUUCAUCAAUAAUCUGGGUAAGGAAGUUCCAUUUGAUAUUGAUAUGAGCUAUUUGGUUGAGUUGUUUAGAGAUGUUCAUCAGUAUUACAAGAACAGUUGGCAUGUUCAAUGGGCAGGCUUCAAGCAUACUUAUUUUGAUACUCCUUGGUCAUUUAUAUCUGCACUGGCUGCUCUGAUUCUCCUGAUUCUUACUGUGGCACAGACCUUUUACACCAUUUAUGGUACUUACAGAAAUUAGUCCCGUUGAUAUUCAUAUACCUACUGUUUGAUGUAUAGACAGUAACUGUAGUGCGGGAUUAGGGGAAUAGAGACUUGAACCUUAGUAUGUGAGGUGAGCAAUAUGAGCCGAGCAACCUCUAAUUAUCAAAUACAUGUUGUUGUUUACUGAGUUGUCUGAUUCUGAUCCAAUUGUAUCUUUCUAUAAUUAUGCAAGCUUCAUCAGUUUGUUUGUUA
Molecule: messenger RNA, 1717 nt
Organism: Hevea brasiliensis (rubber tree)
Lineage: Eukaryota; Viridiplantae; Streptophyta; Magnoliopsida; Malpighiales; Euphorbiaceae
Product: UPF0481 protein At3g47200
Exons: 1
Coding region: 162-1502 (446 amino acids)
Source: RefSeq, a predicted model, not a curated record